UUCGAAACCGCGUAUGAUAAUCAGGCCAAAGCGAUAGUGUCUGGGAGAGAACUUCACGAUUUAUUUUUACUUAUUCUGUUCUGAACUUUUAUGAUGGUUGUGCUUGAUGAUACGAAAGAAACAUUUAUUUUCGACGAGAUUAACGAUGAGGAACUUAGGGAAGAACGUCGCAGAACAGGAAGAUAUGUGGCCACCGGAACAGCAAUUUUUCUGUCGCUCCUGGGCUUGAACCAGUCUUUAGCUAGAGGAAAUCCCGAAUAUGCUGCCUUAUUCCUGCCUGCCUUAAUUAUGUUCUUUUACGUUCUCUGGAGGAUAAGGAAGACGAACAAGGAUAAUCAGGAGGAGAAUCCCCCCAACGAAAUUCAAGUUAUCCAGAACAUUCCAAUCCAUCAACCAGAUCUUCAAGAGCCGCAGAAAGAACAACAUAAGAAAAAUAGUUUCAGAAGGAAUUCCAAGUUUAUGUUUUCAAGAUCAUAUUCCGUCGCUUGAUAUUAGCAGUAAGAUUUUCACCUGAGUUAAUUAAGUGAUAGAAAAUUGAAAAGUCAAAAGGCUUGAGAAUUUGUAGUUUUUAUAAACCUCAAAUUGACAACAAUUACUAACAGCCCAGGCAAAUUAGAGUUUUGGUUUCUAAAAAUUGCUAAGAAGCUUUCAAAUGACGGAGGGCAUCUCAAAUAUCAGUAAAGUGAAGUUUGCGACAAUUUUCUGUCAGGGCUUAACUUU
This is a messenger RNA of Coccinella septempunctata (seven-spotted ladybird), 720 nucleotides long. RefSeq lists its product as uncharacterized. The transcript has 3 exons. NCBI's taxonomy places the organism in Eukaryota, Metazoa, Arthropoda, Insecta, Coleoptera, Coccinellidae. The record is from RefSeq and is a predicted model, not a curated record. The coding region runs from base 91 to 489 and encodes 132 amino acids.